Messenger RNA from Prunus armeniaca (apricot), 1482 nucleotides. The record is from the annotation of a GenBank genome assembly. NCBI's taxonomy places the organism in Eukaryota, Viridiplantae, Streptophyta, Magnoliopsida, Rosales, Rosaceae.
AUGGCCCAAACCAGUCCAAACAGAAAAGUUCACGACUGGUCGAGUCUUCAUCAAGAUAUUGUCGACUCGAUCGCCAAACGACUGGUCUCUCCGGCGGAUUUGAUUGUUUUUGCCGCAGUUUGUAAAGCAUGGAGAUCAGCCGCCAUCAAAGAAUACUUUACCAGCCGAUCAACACUGAAAUCUCCAGUGCUUAUGAUCCAAGCCAAGAACAAGGAGAAGGGCACUCUCACCCCUGAAUUCUACAACAGCUCAAGGAGUACGUGGUCAAAGGGAACGUUUCACAAACUUGGUCUGCUCGCACCCAAGAAAACAAAGCAGUCUUUUUAUUCUUCUCUAGGCUGGCUGGUGGCUGUGUCUGCGGAUUUGAAGGUUGAUCUGCUGCACCCUUUAAGCCAUGACCAGAUUGAACUUCCAGAUAUUAACAAAGUCACAAACCAUCACCAGCAACAGAGCUUUUCCGGCGUGCCGUACGAGUUCAUAGCUAGUAAGUUUGUCUUGUCAUCAAGCCCUUCUUGGACGUGUGAUUAUAUAGUGACUGUUAUUUAUAGGAUUUUGGGAGGCUGGGGUUUUUGGAGACCAGGAGAAGAUGAAUGGACCAGUGUGGGGAGGAAUAUAAUGGAUCUUGCUUAUUAUAAAGGGCAGUUUUAUGCUGUGGACUUUGAUGGGAAUAUAAUGGUUUGUGAGAUUGCAGAGCCUGAGCAACCAAAAAUGAGGAUUGUUGUUCCGAAAGUGCCAAUGGAACCCAUGUGUGCUUCUGUUGAUCAAAGCCUUUAUCUGGUGGAAUCACAAGGGGCCUUGUUGGUGGUUCUGCGUCUUAGGCAAUGGUUCAGUUCAACAACUGAGUUUAGGGUUUUCAAUGUGCCAUUGGAGGGUUGUGGCAAGUGCUGGUGCCAUUGGUCGGAUUUGCAGGUAAAGAACUUGGGUGACAGUACCCUAUUUCUGGGACGCCAUAAUUCUUCCUUCUCUAUCGAAUGCAAGAAGAACAAGAACUUUAUUAUUCUCUCUGCUGUUUCUGAGUGGAGCAAGGCUUCCUGUGGUUGUAGGGCAGUUGAGGUGAAAGUGCGAACUCUUUUGGCUUGGGAUUUUCCUGGGACUGGAGUGGUCAAACUUAAUGUGGAUGGGUCUCAUAAAGCAGCUUUUGGGAAUAUUGGUGCUGGAGGCGGUCAAAUCCUUGAAGCUGAGCUUUGGGGUUUAUUUUUGGAUCUUAAACUGGCCCUGGAUAAAGGUGUUAGUAGGAUUGUCAUUGAGUUGGACUCGGCUCUAGCUGUUAUUCUUAUUCAGCAAAUGGACUCCUAUUGUUUUCAUCCCCUUGCUGGUCUGCUAGAGAAGAAUUGCCUUGCUGACUGCCUUGCAAACUGGAGUUACAAUCUGGAUUUUGGUAUUUGUUUCUUUGACACUGCUCCUGUUUGGGGUAGUGAAGCCUUGGUUGGUGACUUGUUAGGCAUUUCUCGUGCUCAUUUGAUUGGUAUUGAAAGAGUGUAG